UUUAUCACGGGGUGCGGGGGCGAAACUGGGCGGCGUGAUGUCAUUUCCGGUCCGGUGUAAGAUGGCUAUUCCGGUGUCUCCCGGGCGGGAUGUGUUCGCGGAGGGUUUGUUGGAGCUGCUGAAGCCGGCCGUACAACAGCUGGACUGCCAUGUACACGCCGUGCGAGAGAGUCAGGUGGACCUGCGGGAGCACAUUGACAGCCUGGCGUCAGAGCUCUGCAAAAUCAACGAGGACCAGAAGGUGGCGCUGGACUUAGACCCGUAUGUGAAGAAGCUGCUGAACGCCCGGCGCAGAGUCGUCCUGGUGAACAAUAUCCUGCAGAACGCACAGGAACGCCUGAGGCGCCUGAAUCACAGCGUAGCCAAAGAGACGGCAAGGAGGAGGGCCAUGCUGGAACCGGGAGCGCACCACUCCCCAACCUCCCCCAACAAGUGAGGCUGAGAGGAGGGGGGGGACCUCUGCAGUCAAGCCAUCUUUGUUUCCUGGAGACCCCAGCCAGCCUAGGUGCGCAGGCGUCCUGGCGUGACAUCUUCCAAAACCCCAAUCAGCCCAUUAAGAAAAAAAAAA
Molecule: messenger RNA, 568 nt
Organism: Nanorana parkeri
Lineage: Eukaryota; Metazoa; Chordata; Amphibia; Anura; Dicroglossidae
Gene: SNAPIN
Product: SNAP associated protein
Exons: 4
Coding region: 38-436 (132 amino acids)
Biological process (GO): synaptic vesicle exocytosis; lysosome organization; lysosome localization
Cellular component (GO): BLOC-1 complex; synaptic vesicle; BORC complex
Molecular function (GO): SNARE binding
Source: RefSeq, a predicted model, not a curated record